AUUCUUCCGUGCCUCUAAAUUUAAACUCUAGCCAGCUAUCCAGUCAGCUUGCUAUCGGUAGCUCUUCCUAUCCAGUUACUGUACCUCUGGGAAAGUUGAGCGAGAUAAGCCAAAAGCCAAGAGGAUUGGAGAUUAGGACGCACAUUUACUCAAGCUCUUGGCAGCAACGACCAAAGCACGCAACACAUACCGGUAACACAACGACACAACACAACCACCAAUCAAGUUGACCAUGUCCAACAACGGCAGCCGCCAACAACAAUCCACUGCGACUGGUGGCAACAAUGAACCAGAAGCAACAGAAUCAUGUUCACAGAGCGCAUUUUCGCAGGCCGUGAAAGCGCUUUCCCGAGAUAUGCCAAUUCUGAUGCACGGUUCGGGUGACGUGCCACCGGAUCAAGUCAAUCCAGAUACCGUACAGCUUUUGUCCGAGUUGACGGCUCAGUAUAUUGCCAAUCUAGUUGAUGCGGCCUUGGAUGCACAGCGCCUGUUGACGGGAGGUGAGGCGACAACUCCUCCGCCUCCCUGUUUCCCUCGAAGACGAAAGCCACGUCUACCAUCGCUUCCUCCGCCACCACCGAAAAAGAAAGCAGCUGGCGACGGAGAGAUUGUUUUAAAGAAGAGACCUCGUCGUCCAGAUAUCGAAUACUGGGAUGAACCACUGCCCAUGCCGAAAAUUGUAACAGAACCAGUAGCCAAGAAACCAAAGACAAAGAAAGAUGCUACCGGCAGAGGACCCAAAAGCUACACAAUCAACGACAUUACGGAAGAAGAGGAGAGCAAGAUGGUGCCGGUGGAUAGUUGGGUGGGCGUUGCGGGUGUUGAUCUCUUUGAGCAGUCUCGUUCUCGGGUGGCUCAUGUGCGCGCCCCUGACGCUUUGGGAGUGCAGAACUUUGUCUUUCCAAUCUGCCACGAUGGCUUUUUGUAUGGCAAAGUCAUUCAAAUUCAAGCCUCUCGCCGACAAAUUGCUCCCGUUUUGGUCGUUCCGGAAUUGCUGGACAUUGUGCGAACGGAAGGAGCUUUGGUGAAAAAACACGAACAUGCUCCUCGACGCAAAAAAUCAGAAUCCAAAGCCAAGGACAGCGGUGACGCCGAUGUGCUAGAUGAGGAGCCAGAACAGGAGCUAGAAGAAGAUCCACAGGAUGAAGACGCCGCCUGGCCUGGACUGGAAUAUUUGUUGCCAGUUCACGUGCUCACGGAGGCUACCACCAGUUCCUAGGUAUUGUUGGUUUAUUAAAACUCUGCAUCGUGUUCUAUUCCGAUGAUCAAUUAAUUGGGACCUCCUGUGGCCAGCUAGGCGACAAGUUGAAGGAAGUACAAACCGUACGAGUGGUAUCUGCUAUAGUUGAGUUGUUAUCGUU
This is a messenger RNA of Seminavis robusta, 1361 nucleotides long. The record is from the annotation of a GenBank genome assembly. NCBI's taxonomy places the organism in Eukaryota, Bacillariophyta, Bacillariophyceae, Naviculales, Naviculaceae.